Funneliformis mosseae is the source of this 138-nucleotide messenger RNA. NCBI's taxonomy places the organism in Eukaryota, Fungi, Glomeromycota, Glomeromycetes, Glomerales, Glomeraceae. The record is from the annotation of a GenBank genome assembly.
AUGUCGCAGAUUGCAUACGAGAACUCGUUAAGCUGGAAGGUUUCAUUACAACAAGAUUUGAUCAAUGUAUCCCUGGAUUUAUUUGCCGUUGAUAUUCCUAAACCUAUUAAACCGCGACCAAAUUGGCCAUAUUCUUAA